This is a messenger RNA of Colossoma macropomum (tambaqui), 670 nucleotides long. RefSeq names its product NADH:ubiquinone oxidoreductase subunit B8 (gene ndufb8). The transcript has 5 exons. Gene Ontology annotation, biological process: mitochondrial electron transport, NADH to ubiquinone. Bases 62 to 610 code for a protein of 182 amino acids. NCBI's taxonomy places the organism in Eukaryota, Metazoa, Chordata, Actinopteri, Characiformes, Serrasalmidae. The record is from RefSeq and is a predicted model, not a curated record. Gene Ontology annotation, cellular component: mitochondrion.
AGCGCGUUUUUGACCCGCGUGUCCCUCUCCGCUCCCCGUCGUGCUCUGCUCGGGGCUAAAGAUGGCGGCCCGCGCUCUGAUUAAAGCUAAUAAAUGGCGUAAAGGUUAUAGAUUAAUUUUGGGAUCCAGAGCAGCAUCUGGAGUAUCUAAGGAUGUGUUGCCAGGUCCGUACCCCAAAACCCCAGAGGAGAGAGCUGCAGCGGCCAAGAAAUACAACAUGAUGCUGGAAGACUACCAGCCCUAUCCUGACGAAGGCAAAGGGUACGGUGAUUACCCCAUGCUGCCCAAUCGUUCCCAGCAGGAGAGAGACCCCUGGUAUCAAUGGGACCACCCAGACCUGAGGAGGAACUGGGGAGAACCGAUCCACUGGGACUUCGAUAUGUUCAUCAGGAACAGAGUGGACACAUCCCCGAGUCCAGUUGACUGGUCCACCAUGUCUAAAACUCUGCUGGGCUACCUGGGCUUCAUGCUGCUGAUGUUCGGACUCGGAGAGGUGUUCCCCGCCUACCAGCCUGUGGCACCGAAACAGUUCCCCUAUAACGACCUGUAUCUGGAGAGGGGAGGAGAUCCAGAGAAAGAACCAGAAUCUGUCAAACAUUAUGAAAUAUAAUAGUAUAACUCUGUCUGUGUAUAUUUCUGUUUCUGUAAUAAAGUAAAAUAAUAAUAAUAA